GAGAGCAAAGGAAGAUCAGACGUCACCACUACUGACUCGUCUUCCUCCCACCUCGGUCGCGCCCCACGAUUAACUCCGCCCCUUCUCGCCUCUUCCUUCGUGCUAACUACUACCGCCGCCGCCGCCGCCGCCGACGCCAAAUCCCCAAACCCUAGCUCCGCCCUCGGCCUCGCCGCCGCCCGCCGCCAUGGCGGAGACCGUCGACGACAAGGUCAGCUACUUCCAGGCGGUCACCGGCAUCUCCGACCACGACCUCUGCACCGAGAUCCUCGCCGCCCACAACUGGGACCUCCAGCUCGCCGUCUCCUCCAUCACCGCCAACCCCUCCUCCCCCGACCCGGCCCCCUCCGCGCCCCUGCCCCCGCUGGCACCGAGGGAGGCGGAUUUGGUCGCGCCGCACCUGCCUCCGCCUCCGCAGCAGCAGCAGCAGCAGCAGCAGCCGGGGAUCGCGUGGAAGCUCGUGACGCUCCCCUUCUACGUGGUCUCCGGUGGGGUUGGGCUCAUCGCCGGUUCGAUCCGUCUCGGUGCCUGGGUCGCCGGAGGUGUGCUGUCUCGCUCCCUCUCCAUCCUCGGCCUCGCGCAGGGCGGGGGCGGAGGAGGCGACCGGCUUCUCGAGCUGCCCCCGUCGGCGGCCGAGGCGGCUGACUUCGUGGCGGAGUUCGAGCGCGAGUUCGGCGCCGGCCGUGGCCCCCACUUCGUCGCCGAGGGCUUCGCGGAUGCGUUGCAGCGUGCGCAGCGCGAGUACAAGCUUCUCUUCGUGUACCUGCACUCCCCUGAUCACCCGGACACCCCUGCCUUCUGCGGUGGCUGCCUCUGCGCUGAGCCAGUCGCGGCCUUCAUAGAUGAGAACUUCGUUGCGUGGGGUGGUAGCAUCAGGAGGACUGAAGGGUUCAAGAUGAGCAACAGCCUGAAUGCAUCGAGGUUCCCUUUCUGCGCGGUGGUCAUGGCGUCUACGAACCAGAGAAUUGUGUUGUUGCGGCAGAUUGAGGGGCCCAAAUCACCUGAAGAGAUGAUAACAACUCUUCAAGGGGCAGUUGAAGAAUGCAGUGCAUCACUCGUUGCUGCUAGGAUUGAUGCUGAAGAGAGGCUAAACAAUCAACGCUUGCGUGAGGAACAAGAUGCUGCUUAUAGAGCUGCACUUGAAGCUGAUCAGGCCAGGGAACGCCAACGGAGAGAGGAGCAGGAAAAGCGUGAAAGAGAGGCUGCAGAGGCUGAGAGAAAGCGCAAAGAAGAAGAGGAGGCUCAAGAAAGGGCUGCCCAAGAAGCAGCUGAGAAAGAAGCCGCUCUUGCAAGGAGGAGACAAGAGAAGGCCAUGGCUCUUGGAGCAGAACCUGAGAAAGGACCAGAUGUUACUCGAGUUCUUAUAAGAUUUCCAACUGGAGAGCGCAAAGAAAGGAGAUUCAACAGUUCCACUACCAUCACUUCACUGUAUGACUAUGUUGAUUCUUUGGACUGCUUGAAAGCAGAGAAGUACAGCCUAGUUUCGAACUUCCCGAGGGUGACAUACGGUCCAGAAAAACUCUCCCAAACGCUGGAGGAAGCAGGUUUGCAUCCGCAGGCGAGCUUGUUUAUUGAGAUAGAACAAUGAGGUGUUAAGUUUGUAAGUUCUGAACGGAAACCUGCAGGUAUAGGUGCUCCUUUUACAAUUUAUUUAACAACAGUGAGGAACUUCUUGUAUGACAUUAUACUGAGAAAUGUCUUCGAUGCAAAUCUUCUUUUGUGCUUCUCAUUUAUAUUCAAUAAAUUCACCUUCACCCAGAUCAA
Oryza sativa Japonica Group (Japanese rice) is the source of this 1764-nucleotide messenger RNA. RefSeq names its product plant UBX domain-containing protein 10. Gene Ontology annotation, molecular function: ubiquitin binding. The record is from RefSeq and is a predicted model, not a curated record. NCBI's taxonomy places the organism in Eukaryota, Viridiplantae, Streptophyta, Magnoliopsida, Poales, Poaceae. Gene Ontology annotation, cellular component: endoplasmic reticulum.